GGUUUUGGGCUGACUCCUGAUGGUGCCUUGCGAACUACAAUUCAUUGCGUGGUUGCUAUUGUACAUGGUGCGGAUGUGUUGCCAUUUGUAGAGAAUUGUUUUCUGAGGCCGGUCGAAAAAUGGAAUCAUAAUGAGCAGCAUCAGCUAAUCCACGUCCAGUCGGAUCUCUGCCUUCAAAUGAUGGCCACUAGAGCCCUAACCUUACAGUCGUGUCAAAGAGAUCUGAUGUCACAGAAGUGGGCCUUUCAGUCAGAUGGGCUUCUAGAACCGAACAACUGGUAG
Messenger RNA from Candidula unifasciata, 282 nucleotides. The record is from the annotation of a GenBank genome assembly. Lineage: Eukaryota; Metazoa; Mollusca; Gastropoda; Stylommatophora; Geomitridae.